Ambispora leptoticha is the source of this 2133-nucleotide messenger RNA. Lineage: Eukaryota; Fungi; Glomeromycota; Glomeromycetes; Archaeosporales; Ambisporaceae. The record is from the annotation of a GenBank genome assembly.
AUGGGCAAACGCAAUCGUGCUGCCUUACUACCCACAAACCUUCCACAGCUUCAAAAUUUGAUAAAACGUGACCCAAUCUCGUAUAAAGAUGAUUUUCUGCAACAAUACAGACACUAUGAAUCUCAAUUGUCUAUAUUUAAGCUGAAACCUAGCGAGGAAGCAGAAGAAUUUUCAGGCUUAGUAUUGAUAGUGAAAAGUUUAUAUUCUGUUGAUAUCUUAAGACCCUGCAUAGCUACCAUAUUUCUUUCUUCAGAAGUUUUAUUACAUCAAUAUUUCGAGAAUAAAUUAGUGAUAAAGGUUUACAAUGAGACAAAUUGCUAUCCACAAGAAACCGCCACUUUUCCACAAAACAUUAUCGACAUACUUUCAGAAAACUAUCAAUCUGCUGAUAAGAAAAAUAAUGAUAGCAGUAAUAGUUAUUUGGGUGGGGGAGGAAGUGUGUCCUCGUGUGGAUCAACUACAAUGAGCGAUCACGCUAUCGCGGCAAAAAAAAGUUUGGAUGUUUGUAUUGAAUUGUAUAGAAAAGGAAUUUGGAAUGACGCUAAAACUGUUAAUGUUAUAGUGGAAGGUUGUUUUCAUAGCGUGACAAAAAUAAAAGUGGCAGCUAUCCAAUUCUUUCUGGGCAAUAAUUUGGACGACGAUGAUAAUGAUAGCGAUGAUGACGAGGGCGAGAUACCUGAUAUCAAACGUCUUCAACACAUCAACCUGAUCAACAAAAAAAAGAAAUCUACGUCUCGAAAAAUGGAAAAGGCUAAAGCCAUAUUAAAAAAACGAAACAAGAAGAAGAGUAAACCGGAGAAUUUCAAUUUCUCGGCACUGCAUCUGAUAAAUGAUUCUCAAGGAUUUAUCGAAAAACUUUUUUCAUCCUUACAAAAAUCAUCCAACAAUGAACGUUUCGAAGUCAAACUAAUGAUCAUGAAUCUUAUAUCACGUAUUAUCGGUGUGCAUAAACUUACAUUGUUGGGUUUCUAUCCAUACAUUAUGCGAUAUAUUCAGCCUCAUCAACGCGAUGUUACAAUGGUUCUGGUGGUUCUUGCGCAAGCUAGCCAUGAAUUAGUGCCGCCGGAUACUCUUGAACCGGUGUUGAAAGCAAUUGCUAAUAAUUUUGUGUCUGAUCAUUGUGCUUCCGAAGUCAUAACUGUUGGACUGAACGCUAUUAGAGAAAUUUGUCAGCGUCAGCCACUGGCAAUUGACGCCACACUAUUACAAGAUCUUACAGAAUAUAAGUCAAGUAAAGAGAAAAGUGUUAUGAUGGCUGCACGUUCGUUAAUUGGAUUGUAUCGGGAAGUUAAUCCGGAGAUGCUAAAACGCAAGGAUCGCGGAAAAGAAAUUAGCAUGAAUAUUAAAGAAUUCAAACCACUACAAUAUGGCGAAGUUCGCUCGGUUGAUCAUAUCGCAGGAAUUGAACUUUUGGAAGAGUAUAAAGAACGAAAUCAACAAGAGGGUGAUGCUGUGCAAGAUGAAUGGGAAAUAGCAUCAUCAACAGAAAAUUCUUCCUCGGAUGGAGAAUGGAUUGAUGUGUCAUCGGAUGAUAAUGAUAUUGUUAUCACCGAUAUUAGUAGCGAUAGCAGUAAUAGUAGUGACGAUGAAGAUGAUGAUGAAGCGGCGCCAGAAGGUGAAAAAAUCCAUGCGACUCAAAAUGAAGAAGCGACAUCAGAAAAUAGCAAAGAUACCCUGGAAAUCGAAAAACCCAAAUUAUCUAAUCUCGCUACGACCAGGCUUCUCACCCCAGCAGAUUUCGCGAGAUUAGAAAAACUACGAUUAGAGCAAGAAGCCGCACAAAUGGUCGAAGGAAGUAACAAAAAGCGUAAACGGGAUACUUCGAUAUCGACAACCCAAGAGCAAGACAAUGUCAUCAACGUCAAUCAAAUUACCGGUCCUCGAAAGAAAGCAAAACAGGAUUACGAAGAACGUCUGGAGUCGAUUAAAGCAGGUCGUGAAGGACGUGAGAAGUAUGGAUCUUCUAAAGGCAAGAAAAAGCAGGAAGGCGCUAGCAAGACUAAUAAAGAGAAAGCUAAAAAUAAAGCGUUUAUGAUGGUUGUGCAUAAAAAGAAUGUUUUGUGCAAGAAGAAACCUAGUUUUCGGGAGCAGAUGAACAUGACGAAAAAACGGAAUAAAUCAAGGAGAAAAUAA